This is a messenger RNA of Chinchilla lanigera (long-tailed chinchilla), 6133 nucleotides long. RefSeq names its product DAB2 interacting protein (gene Dab2ip). Gene Ontology annotation, biological process: regulation of GTPase activity. The coding region runs from base 589 to 3951 and encodes 1120 amino acids. NCBI's taxonomy places the organism in Eukaryota, Metazoa, Chordata, Mammalia, Rodentia, Chinchillidae. The record is from RefSeq and is a predicted model, not a curated record. The transcript has 14 exons.
AUGGGGGUGGGCGUUGUCCCCUCAGCGAGGCUAGUUUGGGAAGGGCUCUCCCACCACAGGAUUUUGAUCUGAGAAAAGAAUGAGAGGAAACCAGCUUUGACACCAGAGCCAGGACCAACCCAGGGAAUGGCAAGUGCAGGGGCCCAGAGGACAGCACCUGACUUGGGCGGAGCCAGCACUCCAGGGGAGGUGCCUGGAAGGGACUUCUGGGCGGAGCCUUCUCCCAGUGGAGCUCUGUUCUGUGCUUGCACCCUGCCAGAGGCCCUGGGAAGGAGAGGCCUGUGGCUAGAAACCGUUGUUUGCUUUCAAGAGUCCUGAACUUCUUGGACCUGGAGGUUGUGCCUUGUGGUUACCUGCGUUGAAGACUGUAAUUUUCCACUUGUUCCCUGGAGAACCCGGAAAUCUCCAGAUGUUGUCACCAUUGUUUUUUUAAGUCAGUUUUGAAAUUUCAACUUGGCGGACACGGACUCAGCGUGUGCUUUGCUGUUCAGGGAAGCCCUCCUAGGCUCACCUGUUAGAUGACAGCCCUGGCUGCAAGGCCCACUCCCCUGGCCAGGAGAACCACCAGGGGCUGCAGCACCCUCGGAAAUGGGCCUCUGUGGCCUCGGACUCCUCAGUGACAAUUUUGGCAAGAUCCUGGGCCGGGGCGGAGGGACUGCUGUGUGGAGACCUGGCCGUCCAUGGAAGCCUGACCUGGUUCAUGGGCCUCGGGUGCCUGCACCCCCAGAAUCCCCGCCACCAAGGUCCCAUCUGAUGCCAAGGCUGAAGGAGUCUCGCUCCCACGAGUCCCUGCUCAGCCCCAGCAGCGCGGUGGAGGCGCUGGACCUCAGCAUGGAGGAGGAGGUGGUCAUCAAGCCGGUGCACAGUAGCAUCCUGGGCCAGGACUACUGCUUCGAGGUGACAACAUCAUCGGGAAGCAAGUGCUUUUCCUGCAGGUCGGCAGCAGAGCGGGAUAAGUGGAUGGAGAACCUGCGGCGAGCAGUGCACCCUAACAAGGACAACAGCCGGCGUGUGGAGCACAUCCUGAAGCUGUGGGUGAUUGAGGCCAAGGACCUGCCAGCCAAGAAGAAGUACCUGUGCGAGCUGUGCCUGGACGAUGUGCUCUACGCCCGAACCACAGGCAAGCUCAAGACGGACAAUGUGUUCUGGGGCGAGCACUUCGAGUUCCACAACCUGCCGCCUCUGCGCACGGUCACCGUCCACCUGUACCGGGAGACGGACAAGAAGAAGAAGAAGGAGCGUAACAGCUACCUGGGCCUGGUGAGCCUGCCUGCUGCCUCGGUGGCUGGGCGGCAGUUUGUGGAGAAGUGGUACCCCGUGGUGACGCCCAACCCCAAGGGCGGCAAGGGGCCAGGGCCCAUGAUCCGCAUCAAGGCACGCUACCAGACCAUCACCAUCCUGCCCAUGGAGAUGUACAAAGAGUUUGCCGAGCACAUCACCAACCACUACCUGGGGCUGUGCGCAGCCCUGGAGCCCAUCCUCAGCGCCAAGACGAAGGAAGAGAUGGCGUCUGCCCUGGUGCACAUCUUGCAGAGCACGGGCAAGGUGAAGGAUUUCCUGACAGACCUAAUGAUGUCAGAAGUGGACCGCUGCGGGGACAACGAGCACCUCAUCUUCCGGGAGAACACACUGGCCACCAAGGCCAUCGAGGAGUACCUCAAGCUGGUGGGCCAGAAGUACUUGCAGGAUGCACUAGGUGAGUUCAUCAAAGCUCUAUAUGAGUCGGAUGAGAACUGUGAAGUGGACCCAAGCAAGUGCUCAGCCGCUGACCUCCCUGAGCACCAGGGCAACCUCAAGAUGUGCUGUGAACUGGCCUUCUGCAAGAUCAUCAACUCCUACUGCGUCUUCCCACGCGAGCUGAAAGAGGUGUUUGCCUCCUGGCGACAAGAGUGCAGCAACCGAGGCCGGCCCGACAUCAGCGAGCGGCUCAUCAGCGCCUCCCUCUUUCUGCGCUUCCUCUGUCCAGCCAUCAUGUCGCCCUCCCUGUUCAGCCUGCUGCAGGAGUACCCCGAUGACCGCACCGCCCGCACCCUCACCCUCAUUGCCAAGGUCACUCAGAACCUGGCCAACUUCGCCAAGUUUGGCAGCAAAGAAGAGUACAUGUCAUUCAUGAACCAGUUCCUGGAGCAUGAGUGGACCAACAUGCAGCGCUUCCUGCUGGAGAUCUCCAACCCCGAGACCAUCUCCAACACAGCCGGCUUCGAGGGCUACAUUGACCUGGGCCGUGAACUCUCUAGCCUGCACUCACUGCUCUGGGAGGCUGUCAGCCAGCUAGAGCAGAAUAUUGUAUCCAAACUGGGCCCCCUGCCUCGGAUCCUGAGGGAUGUCCACACGGCACUGAGCACCCCAGGCAGCGGGCCACUCCCAGGGACCAACGAUCUGGCCUCCACACCGGGCUCUGGCAGCAGCAGCAUCUCUGCUGGGCUGCAGAAGAUGGUGAUCGAGAACGAUCUCUCUGGUCUGAUAGAUUUCACCCGGUUACCGUCUCCAACCCCCGAAAACAAGGACUUGUUUUUUGUCACAAGGUCCUCCGGGGUCCAGCCCUCACCUGCCCGCAGCUCGAGCUACUCGGAAGCCAACGAGCCUGAUCUCCAGAUGGCCAACGGCGGCAAGAGCCUGUCCAUGGUGGACCUCCAAGACGCCCGUGUGCUGGACGGGGAGGCGGGCUCCCCAGCGGGCCCCGACGUCCUUCCCCCUGACGGGCAGGCCCCUGCAGCUCAGCUGGUGGCUGGAUGGCCAUCCCGGGCAGCACCAGUGAGCCUGGCAGGCCUGGCCACCGUGCGGCGGGCAGGCCAGACACCAACUACGCCAGGCACCUCCGAGGGCGCACCGGGCCGGCCCCAGCUGUUGGCACCACUCUCCUUCCAGAACCCCGUGUACCAGAUGGCGGCCGGCCUGCCGUUGUCCCCCCGCGGCCUUGGAGACUCAGGCUCUGAGGGCCAUAGCUCCCUGAGCUCUCACAGCAACAGUGAAGAGCUGGCAGCUGCUGCCAAGCUGGGAAGUUUCAGCACUGCUGCAGAGGAGCUGGUGCGGCGGCCUGGUGAGCUGGCGCGGCGGCAGAUGUCACUGACUGAGAAGGGUGGGCAGCCCACGGUGCCUCGGCAGAACAGUGCUGGUCCCCAACGGAGGAUCGACCAGCCGCCGCCUCCACCGCCGCCACCACCUCCUGCCCCCCGGGGCCGGACACCCCCUACCCUGCUGAGCACUCUACAGUACCCACGACCCUCCAGUGGAACCCUAGCAUCAGCCUCGCCCGAUUGGGCUGGCCCUGGGGCCCGGCUGCGGCAGCAGUCCUCCUCCUCCAAGGGAGACAGCCCCGAGCUGAAGCCACGCACGGUGCACAAGCAGGGCCCUUCACCUGUGAGCCCCAAUGCCCUGGACCGCACAGCCGCUUGGCUCUUGACCAUGAACGCGCAGUUGUUAGAAGACGAGGGCCUGGGCCCAGACCCCCCCCACAGGGAUAGGCUCAGGAGUAAGGAGGAGCUCAGCCAAGCAGAAAAGGACCUGGCGGUGCUGCAGGACAAGCUGCGAAUCUCCACUAAGAAGCUGGAGGAGUAUGAGACCCUGUUCAAGUGCCAAGAGGAGACGACGCAGAAGCUGGUGCUGGAGUACCAGGCCCGGCUGGAGGAGGGCGAGGAGCGGCUGCGGCGGCAGCAAGAGGACAAGGACAUCCAGAUGAAGGGCAUCAUCAGCAGGUUGAUGUCCGUGGAGGAGGAGCUGAAGAAGGACCAUGCAGAGAUGCAAGCAGCUGUCGACUCUAAGCAGAAGAUCAUCGAUGCCCAGGAGAAGCGCAUCGCCUCCUUGGACGCCGCCAAUGCCCGCCUCAUGAGUGCCCUGACUCAGCUGAAAGAGAGGUACAGCAUGCAAGCCCGUAACGGCAUCUCCCCCACCAACCCCACCAAAUUGCAGAUUACUGAGAACGGCGAGUUCAGAAACAGCAGCAAUUGUUAACCUGCCCAAGGAGAGGGGGACUGCGCUGGCCCAGGGCAGGGUCUCAGCCGGGGAGGCGCCCCACAGUGGCAGCCCCAGCGCAGGUGACCAGAGGCUGAGGUGCUCCCCUUCCCCACCUGGUGUCCGCUGUCCGCUGUCCAGGAGGCGGCCGCAGAGGGAGCUGGAGAGACUGCUGCUGCAGCGCGGGGCGGGUGCCCAACACGCCUGCUCCUCCGCCCAGGAAGCGUGUGCGCUGUGGGCAGAAGAGACUGCACGCUGGGCGUGGGCAGCCUGGUGGGAGGGAGGGGUCCCGCCACGCUCAUGUCUGGUCGUUGAAUUUGGUGUGUCACCUCCUCUGCCUUGACCUGGCCAAGUGCAUGUACCCCCUCUUGGUGGCAGAGGGAGCUGCCUGCAGUCUUGAUGGGGAGGCCCGGGGCCACCUCUGUGGCUUCCCCUGGCCCCUGAGGCUAGAAGCUGGUGAGUGGUUGGAAUGCAGGAGACAGUGGGGGGACACAAAAGCAGGGUUCUGUGUGUCCUGCCCUGAGACCUGCACUGCAUGCAGCCCCCUGGGGCCCUUGUGGCUGUGAGGAGCCGAGGGUCACCUGCUCCUAUAACUGUGCCGGCCUCAGCCCUCCACCUCCGUCCCACCCUUCUUUGCAUUGCCAAGUAAACCAGUGAGGAUUGUGGCUUUUCUUCUGGGCCCCGCCAACCUAUAGGCAGGACUACAGCCUCCCCCACUUGCCACCUGGGCCCCGCUGACAGCCUGGGGCUCCCAGAGCCAAAACGUUGGGCAGAGCUGGCCAGGUGGCACUCUGCAUUGUAGCUGCCUGCCCUGGGCCCCAUGCAUCCAGGGCACAGUGGCCCUGUGGGGAGUGGCGAGCUGGUGCUCUCCCCAAAGAGGUGGUCUUUCCUGUGAUGGAAAAUCUGGAAAAGAAAAGAAAAAUUCAGGCGCCCGCAGGCCCUGGGAAGGUGGAUAACUGUGAUUUUUUUUCCUUUCACAGUAUGCAUUAGAAACAAAAGCCCGCUUGCUCGCUUGCUGGAACACAGGGGCCUUUUAAAUUGAGCGUGCGCACUGCAUGGGAAAUAGCGGCCCUGGAGGAUGUUAGACUUGCUCCCUCUCCAAGACAGCAGCAGCCUGCACCAGGCCCCGUGUGUGCAGCCGCCUCCUCCUCACCCUUCCCAGCCCCCAGCCAAGGACCAGGCGCUGCAGACAGGGGAGGGGCACCCCACAGCGGGGGCUGGCUUUCCUCAGCUCCAGGCUGUUCUGUAGCAUAUCUGCCCCUCCCCGCUUGUGGGACCUAGGUGGGGAAGAGCUUGGGUCUCUCCCAGCCCCUUGUAGUCCCAUGCCCUACAGAUUCCAAGCCCUGGCCCUGGGUCACCUAGGGCAGGAGCUGGGGCCUUUCUUUGCCCAGGCCGCAGAGCCAGGGCUGGGUGAGCUACAAGAGCUGCCACCUCUACCUCUGGGGCCGGCAGGUGCCAGAGCCCCCUCCAGAAGGGUACAAGUGCUAGAAGGAAGGCCCAGAGCCACACUGUACCCCGUCUUGGGCCUGAGGACAGGCGAUAGCAGCUGCCCUGUGAAGGGCUGUUAGACGUAGCCUACAGUCCAGUUAGGCUAGAGACAGGAGCUGCUGGGGAGCCUGGGCCACCACGGGUCAGCGGCCUGAGGAGGGAAGGAGGUAGGGCUGGGGCUCUGCCGCCACCACCCUCGUGCCCGCUCCCGCCCUCCUCUUGCACCUGCGUGCUCAGUCCAGUGGCCACAAAGGCAGGGCCUGGCUGCAGUUGUAGCCUCCUCUGGUCAGCAUCAUCCUCCCGGGAGCCCUGCUCCUUCCUUCCAGCCCUCCCACUGAUGCCUGGUAGAGCGACCUUGGACUGAGCGCCUCUUAGCAAUACGGGGAGGUCCCCAGGGCCGGGGCAGCAGGGUGUGGGGACCAGCCGCUGUGGUGGUGCUGGCUGCCCUCGGCAGGGGUUGUGAGCUCUCAGGCCGAGAGCCUUAUUUACCUAGUGCAAAAACUGUAAAAGUGUACAGACUCUUCACAAAUUUUUAUCUUAAUUGCAAGUCUGACGAUUUUUGUAAAUGUACUUGGUGUUUGACUGUAAUGUAACUAUUUCACCCAAGGGUUGUACAUAGUCCUUUAGUCCUGGUGCUGCGAGGGCUUACUGGGACCGCUGCUCUCCCGACGGUUUGUAUUGUAGUUUGUAACCU